AUGGACGAACACGAGGUGGAUGUGUAUGAGCAGUAUUACUCGGAGUCGAACGGGCUGUCUGAAACAGCCAGGCAGGAAGAGGAGGACCAAAUUGAACAGCAACAGGCGUACUACCUAAGAAGUUUGCCACUGGAGCAAUUGCCUACGUUGAAGCCUCUCGCCACUGUCCCCUCGGUGGAAAAGCAUUCACGCGACCAGGAUGAGAACCAAGUAAACAAGCGCAGAUGUUAA
Molecule: messenger RNA, 231 nt
Organism: Zygotorulaspora mrakii
Lineage: Eukaryota; Fungi; Ascomycota; Saccharomycetes; Saccharomycetales; Saccharomycetaceae
Exons: 1
Coding region: 1-231 (76 amino acids)
Source: RefSeq, a predicted model, not a curated record